AUGCUGGACAAGAUGCAAGGAUGGAAAGAGAAGCUAUUAAAUCAAGCCGGAAAGGAGGUUUUGAUAAAAGCAGUAAUACAGGCGAUUCCUGUCUAUGCUAUGAAUAUCAUUAAAUUUUCCAAAUCCUUUUGUAAGAGAAUUGAAACAGCAAUAGCCAGAUUCUGGUGGACAAGCAAUGGUAAGAAAAGAAGCAUUCACUGGAAGAGUUGGGUAAAAAUGACAAGAAGCAAAAUAAAUGGAGGUUUGGGAUUUAAGGAUUUAGAAUGCCAGAACAUAGCACACCUAGCUAAACAAGCUUGGAGGUUGUUAAAAGAGGAGGAUGCUAUAUGGGUUCGGACUCUAAAGGCCAUUUAUUACCCGAAUUGCAACCUAUGGGAGGCGGGAGUAGGUAGGAAAGGAAGUUGGAGUAUAGGGAAUGAAGCGGAGGUAGAUAUUUGGGAAGACAAUUGGACGGUAGGGAUAGGAAAAUUGGGAAGAGGCGGAGCAGGAGGUAUUAGAAAAGUGAGUGAGCUGAUUAGAGAAGGGGAGGGUUGGGAUAGGAACAAGAUUAAAGAAAUAUUUCAUGGAAGCGUAGCUGAACUAAUAACUAAGACUCCUAUUAGCCUGAUCAACAAGAAGGAUCACCUUGUUUGGCAGCACAGAAAGGAUGGAUGA
Arachis ipaensis is the source of this 654-nucleotide messenger RNA. Lineage: Eukaryota; Viridiplantae; Streptophyta; Magnoliopsida; Fabales; Fabaceae. The record is from RefSeq and is a predicted model, not a curated record.